Molecule: messenger RNA, 2649 nt
Organism: Lytechinus pictus (painted urchin)
Lineage: Eukaryota; Metazoa; Echinodermata; Echinoidea; Temnopleuroida; Toxopneustidae
Product: myb-related protein B-like
Exons: 12
Coding region: 249-1694 (481 amino acids)
Biological process (GO): regulation of DNA-templated transcription
Cellular component (GO): nucleus
Molecular function (GO): DNA-binding transcription factor activity, RNA polymerase II-specific; RNA polymerase II cis-regulatory region sequence-specific DNA binding
Source: RefSeq, a predicted model, not a curated record
AUUGACUUUUGUACAGUCUUUGUGCACGUAGCAUAUUAUUACAGCUAGCCAGCCGCCCAUUUUUGUUUACGUGCAAUCCAUUCAUUCAUUUUGCAAAGGCUUUGCGUGCGAAAGCCAUUGUUUGAGUGGGGUAGCGUUUGGAAUCGAGGCGUCGGAAUGCAGCCAACUUUUGACGACAAAUACAAUUUUCCCGCAAUAGAUCUUUUACUUCUUUCAUCACUUGGAAGUUCCUGAGAGAUGUAUGAAACAUGAAUUCCAGACGAUUUACAAGUGAUUAUGAUGACACCGAUAGUGCCAGCGAUGGAGAUGAUUAUACCGAUCAGGAUAUGAGCGAUUCUUCAUUUUCAUCAUCGUUCUAUUCACGUAAAGAGAUUAGCAGAGCAAGAUGGACAAAAGAUGAGGACGACUUGCUGAAGCAAGCGAUCGAGGUUCAUGGUACUCUGGACUGGAAGCAGAUAGCGAGUUUCUUCUCAAACCGAUCGGAACUCCAGUGUUUUCAUCGUUGGCAGAAAGUUCUUAACCCCGACCUGGUGAAAGGUCCUUGGACCACAGAGGAGGAUGAGCGAGUAGUUGAUUUGGUUCGUGAGCACGGCCCAAAACGUUGGUCUCUCAUCAGCAAGUUCCUUGUAGGACGAACUGGAAAGCAAUGCAGAGAGAGAUGGCACAAUCAUUUGAAUCCUGACAUCAAGAAAUCGGCGUGGACGAAGGAAGAGGAUUGCAUAAUCUACGAAGCUCAUAAAAAGCUUGGAAACCGAUGGGCAGAGAUUGCCAAGCUGCUACCCGGAAGGACGGACAACGCAAUCAAGAACCAUUGGAAUUCUACGAUGAAGAGAAAAGUUGAGACUUGUAACCCGUACACACCUAGUAAAUCCUCCCACACUCCCCAUUACACCAACACUAAUGAAAAUCAGAAGCCGAGUAGCAGUAGUUCAAAGAUCUACACACCAGACAGUGACUUCAUGAAUGCAAAUUCUAUUAGAGAUGCUCUGAGGAUGCGAGGUCAAGGUCAACGAGUGGUGCGUACCCUCUAUCCUAUGGGUCAUGAGAGCGUGGGUCAAGACGGAGGUGAAAGUUCAAAGGUCACACCAGAUUUUAAUAGUCCUCCGAAGUGGAUGAACAACAGUGGGGAAAUAUCACCCUUCAGAGAUUUUCGGGAGUUGAUUGAGGCCAGCGCCCAUCCGUUUGAUGUGGAUGACAAGGAUAAUAGCAUCACGACCUUUGACCUGUCACUGGGCAUCAAUUCAAGUACUCCCAUAAAGUUCACCCAUAUGAACUCCAAAGGCUGUGUCGACUAUCGUUUUGACGGCCAGGCGCUUCUAGAUCUCUCCAGGGAGACGUCAGGUGGUCUUAUUCCGAUCACGUCACCUGUCACUUCUAAGUUUAGCACCCCUCCAACUAUCCUGAGGAAAGCCAAACAGCGCAAGCGAGUGAGAACAAGCUCCUCUUCCUUUGAUGUCUCCAUGGAUACAUCUUUAAGCUCCACCCUAAAUACGCCCAAUACCUCUCGGUAUAUAAUAGGGGAGAAUAAGACCCCCCAGGGUACCCCAAUCAAGACCCUACCAUUCUCCCCCUCCCAGUUCCUGAAUGUGAGCACCCCGGCAACAUGCUCCUCCUCUUUACUCCUGACCUCCACUCCUAUUGGUGGAAAUCAUUCUCAAGCCACACCCACAAUGCUCUCAACACCAGUUGGGUAAGAUAUACUUCUUGGCCGUAUUCUUAACUCGGGUUUAAAUUAAACCCUGGUUUGAAGUUGUGGUUGAAUUAUGGAGAGCCAAUUUGGGUACAAAUCCCUGAUUGUACACAUCCAAUUAAUUAUCUCAUAUGAUGCCCAAAUUGUCUGGGAAUGGUAUCUGAAGUAUUUUUCUUCAUUAUGAAAGCAAAAGGAAACAAAUAGUUAACAUAAGAAAUAUACAAUAUAAACAUAAUUUUUUAAUUUUUGGCUCCCCAUAAUUUUAACACAGAGUUAGACAGUUAGACUGUGGUCUAAAUCAAACCCGACUUCAGAAUAUGGGGCAAUGUGUUUCUCCCAUUUUAUUCUUGUUUUGGUAAAUAAAAUGAGAAAGGAACUAAAUCAGUCUCUCUUAGUUUCAUCAUCAUUAUCAUCAUCAUCACUAUUUACCUUAAUUAUCAUCACCAUCAUUACUAUAACCUUAUUCACUAUCAUAAUAAUCAUUAUCUUUAUAAUAGCCACUAUAACCUAAUUCGUCAUCAUCAUCAUUUAUUUUUUUAAGAAAUGCCUAAUCAGAAUCCUCAUUUUGUUGUAUAUUUUGGCGUUAAAAUAGCCUUAACCCAUAUUAAACUGGGGGGGGGGGUAAAUUUGACCCCCCCCUCAACAAAUUUUGUCACUACGCCGUCGCACGAAUUUUUUUGACUGCGCCGCUCUCUGACUUUUUACUUUCAAGUCUUGCGCAUCUUUUGAGACCAAAUUUGCGACGCCCGGGUACGCGGUUCCAAAAGUACGCAACGUUUUGUAAGUGCAUGUCGGACCAGAAAUUGCUCAAAAACGUGAUUCUGUGUAAAAAGUCAAUGCAAAUUGUGUUUUUCAACCAAAAAUCAUAAAUGUAUGAUUAUUUUUAGUUUUGUUGGUUUAAAUGGAUUUAUUUUAUGCUAUUUAUGAUCGCAAAAGGGUUCUAGACAAAGUUCAUCGGG